AUGAAGAAACUUCCACAGAACUCGCCAAUCAUACUUAAUUACAUAGAGAAUAUGGAAUACAGCAUACAGCCAAUUCGUUGGCUGCUGAAGCCGAUAAGUGUUUGGCCAGUGAUGGACUCAUCCAUCACGGAGAAGAUUUCAUCAGUUGUAUUACUGAUAACAUGCAUUUUUUUAAUCGUCAGUAUAUUAGUGCCUUGCGCAUUGGCUAUAUUCCUGGACGAGACUAAGGAUGUGAAUAUGAAGAUACGUGAUUUUGGACCACUCAGCAACUGGGUACUGGCGAGUCUCAAAUAUACCUCCUUGCUGGUACAUGUCGGCGACAUACGUCAAUGUAUCAAACAUAUCGAAACGGAUUGGCGGGCCAUAACGAAGUCUGAAGAGCAGGAAGUGAUGCUGAGGAAUGCCAGGAUCGGUCGUUUCAUCGCGAUAUUCUCCGCAAUAUUUAUACACAGCGGCGUAUUCUCGUACAGUAUUGUCCGAGGAAUGACGUUGAGCGAAUCCGUUGUCGAAGGUGAUAACGCAUCGGAACGUUCGCUGCCUUUUCCCUUCUAUAAUAAGAUUCUGGACACCACGACGAGUCCAAUGUACGAGAUAGUGUUUACAAUACAGUGUCUAUCCACGUUCGUUGUGAAUUCUGUAACAGUAAGCGCUUGUUGUCUCACCUCUGUCUUCGUGCUGCACGCCUGCGGUCAGUUAAAAAUUUUGAUGUCUUUGCUGGAUAGUCUGAUCAACGAAAGAAACGAAAAGACAGACUCUUCGCAGCAAAAGUUCGCUAUCAUCGUUGAGCAUCAUUUAAGAGUACUCAGCUUCGUAUCUCAUAUAGAGAAAAUUACGAAUAUAGUUUGUCUUGUGGAAGUAGGAGGGUGCACACUGCACAUGUGUCUGUUGGGUUAUUAUUGUAUACUGGAUUGGAACCAAAACGAAAAAGAAGGUAUGGUGGCAUAUGGUAUAAUAUUGAUCUCGGUUACUUUCAACAUCUUUAUAUUUUGUUACAUCGGAGAGAUUCUUUCAGAACAGUGUGGUCAAAUUGGUGAAAUUGCCUACAUGACAAAUUGGUAUUUGUUACCCGGAAAUACAGCCCUCGAUCUAGUUUUGAUCAUUUUAAGAUCCAGCAUUGUAGUCAAAAUCACUGCUGGAAAGAUGAUUGAGCUUUCUCUUUCAACAUUCGGUAAUGUAAUUAAAUCCGCGUUAACGUAUUUAAAUAUACUUCGUACCCUCAUUACGUAA
This is a messenger RNA of Trachymyrmex cornetzi, 1227 nucleotides long. RefSeq names its product odorant receptor 82a-like. The coding region runs from base 1 to 1227 and encodes 408 amino acids. The record is from RefSeq and is a predicted model, not a curated record. Gene Ontology annotation, biological process: detection of chemical stimulus involved in sensory perception of smell; sensory perception of smell. Gene Ontology annotation, cellular component: plasma membrane. Gene Ontology annotation, molecular function: olfactory receptor activity; odorant binding. Lineage: Eukaryota; Metazoa; Arthropoda; Insecta; Hymenoptera; Formicidae. The transcript has 5 exons.